Molecule: messenger RNA, 7648 nt
Organism: Nerophis lumbriciformis (worm pipefish)
Lineage: Eukaryota; Metazoa; Chordata; Actinopteri; Syngnathiformes; Syngnathidae
Gene: scrib
Product: scribble planar cell polarity protein
Biological process (GO): neurotransmitter receptor transport postsynaptic membrane to endosome; cell-cell adhesion; neurotransmitter receptor transport, endosome to postsynaptic membrane
Cellular component (GO): postsynaptic membrane; postsynaptic density; basolateral plasma membrane
Molecular function (GO): protein kinase binding
Source: RefSeq, a predicted model, not a curated record
AGCCCAGCCCCCACACGCCUAACCGGCCUGCCUGAACGGGGAGGGAAGCGCGCCUGAUGAGAAGCGCCUGUCCUCGCUGUGGGCAUUUAUCCAAAGCUGCGUCUCCGCUAUAGGACUUUACCAAUGACACUUGCCACUACUUUGUGUUUACACGCAACCGGAAGCUGUUUUCCACUUCUUUUUCGACACUUGUGCAAGCUAACGGCACAAAGACGCUCAGCCAGGCAGCUAGCCGAUGUAUGCUAACAGCAACUAGCUCGCUAACAACACAGCCGGUGAGGACGAGUAAGCACAUCCAUGACACCCUGUUGAACCUCGGCCGACUCGCUCCGUUUCACACGGGCGCCGUCACCGUCUCGGUCCGUCGACAUCGCCUGUCAUAUGUUUUUUUCUGGCUUUCCCCGACCGAUGUUCCUGCCUAGCUCGGCGUCUGCCGCACGCUCUCUCGCUAGCCUUGCUGUGACACAAGGAUGGUGGCUCUACCGACAAAACACGCUAAUUGCACAAAGUGAGGCGAACAGUCCGGCCAAGUGAGAUGAAUGUUUAUAAUGUGUUCAUGUAAACCUCGGAGGUAAGAACGGCAAUCCUCGCUCGGCGUCAUACUGACACUGGCAAUAUCGCUAACCGCUCUGGGGGGAUUAUUUUUUGUCCCUAAUUGGAUUUCGGCCUCCUGUUCUGGAUUGUCGUGGACGCACAGUUGAACCUAAAACUCUUUUCCGACGACCCCCUCCCCGCCACCCGAACAUCCCAGCCACCUCCGAUGCGGAGAUUCCAGUGACACCGGCUACCAACCCUCCCGCGGCGGCCGGACAUGCUGAAGUGUAUCCCGCUGUGGCGCUGCAACCGCCACGUCGAGUCGGUGGAGAAGCGGCAUUGCAACCUGCAGGCGGUCCCAGAUGAGGUGUUCCGCUACAGCCGCAGCUUGGAAGAGCUUCUGUUGGAUGCCAACCAACUCAAGGAGCUUCCUAAGCCUUUCUUCAGACUACUGAACCUACGGAAGCUUGGCCUGAGUGACAAUCAAAUCCAGAGACUGCCUUCCGAGGUGGCCAACUUCAUGCAGCUGGUGGAGCUGGACAUAUCCAGAAACGACAUUCCGGAGAUCCCUGAGAGCAUUAAAUUUUGCCGGGCCUUGGAGAUCGCAGACUUCAGUGGAAACCCCCUCUCUAGAUUGCCGGAUGGUUUUACUCAACUGCGAAUACUGGCUCACUUGGCGCUCAACGAGGUGUCAUUGCAAGCUUUGCCCAGCGACAUUGGAAAUCUGGCCAACCUGGUGACGCUGGAGCUGAGGGAGAACCUGCUUAAGUCCCUACCCACGUCACUGUCUUUCCUGGUGAAACUGGAACAGCUGGACCUGGGGAGCAAUGAACUGGAAGUGUUGCCGGACACCCUAGGUGCUUUGCCCAACCUGAGGGAGCUUUGGCUGGACCGGAACCAGCUGUCCGCGUUACCACCAGAGUUGGGGAACCUCCGGAGACUGGUGUGUCUGGACGUGUCUGAGAAUCGUCUGGAGGAGCUCCCGUCUGAGCUCAACGGUCUCCUGGCUCUCACCGACCUGCUGCUCACACAGAACCAGCUGGAGGUCGUUCCAGACAGCAUAGGCUGUCUGAAGCAACUUUCCAUUCUGAAGGUGGACCAGAACAGACUGACUCACCUGACUGACUCCAUAGGAGAGUGUGAAAAUUUAACAGAACUCGUAUUGACCGAGAACCUUCUCCAAACACUUCCUCGCUCGCUGGGCAAGCUGAAGAAGCUGACCAACUUGAAUGUAGACCGCAACCGCCUGGAAGCUGUGCCCAAAGACCUUGGGGGUUGCACCAGCCUCAAUGUGCUAUCGCUGAGAGACAACCGCUUGGGAAAACUGCCCGCCGAGCUUGCAGAUGCUACGGAGCUGCACGUUCUGGAUGUGGCCGGGAACAGAUUACAAAACCUGCCUUUUGCUUUGACCAACCUCAACUUGAAAGCCAUCUGGCUGGCAGAGAACCAGUCGCAGCCCAUGCUCAAGUUCCAGACCGAGGAUGACGAACGCACAGGGGAGAAGGUGUUAACCUGCUAUCUGCUGCCUCAGCAGCCUUCGCCUAGCCUCGAGAACCUGCUACAGAACAGCGUUGAUGACAGCUGGACAGACAGCAACCUGAACAGAGUGUCGGUCAUCCAGUUCCAGGAGGAGACCAAGGCCGAGGACGAGGAUGAUGAGGCCGCUGCAGAGCGUAGAGGCCUCCAGCGCCGAGCCACACCCCAUCCUAGCGAGCUGAAGGUGAUGAAGAAAGUAAUCGAGGAGAGGCGGAAUGAAGGCUUCACGUCUAGACCCGAGGGAGAUGAUCAGUUGUCUGAUGUGCAGGAAAAACGUCUCAGUGACCUUUCCAAUCAGAGCCAUGAUUCCCAGUUGUCCGACAGUACAGUGUCAGCCACCUCUCACGAAGAGAGGCGGGAAGCUGUUGUCCCCUCCCAGAGACAUAGAGAGGACCUUGUGGACGGUCACUCUCAUCAGGAGGAGGACCUGGAUGAAAUGGAGGUGGAGUACAUUGAGCCCACUGUGCACUUUGCAGAGGAGCCCAUCAUCCGCGUCGACGAUGAGGAAGACGGUGAAGAAGGCGAGGGGAGCGACGAGGACGACGAAAGGCCGCCCUUGCCUGCCGAGAAGCAACGCCUCAUCAGGAAGGACACCCCGCACUACAAGAAGCACUUCAAGAUCACCAAGUUGCCCAAGCCUGAGACGGUGGCAGCACUGCUGCAGGGCUUCAGCCCCGACGGCCUCAGCUCUCCGACCCAGGCCGCUGAGGAUGAGCAGGACGAGGAGGAAGAGGACACCAUUAGCACCCCUCUGCUCUGUCACAGAAUGGAGGCAUCGGAGCUGGAGGACAGCCGGUACCACGUUAAUUCCAGCCAGGUCAAGGGGGUGUCAUUUGAUCAAGUCAAUAAUCUGCUGAUUGAACCUGCUCGAAUAGAGGAGGAAGAGCACACCUUAACCAUCCUGCGCCAAACAGGCGGCCUCGGCAUCAGCAUCGCCGGCGGGAAAGGAUCAACGCCAUACAAGGGGGAUGAUGAGGGGAUUUUCAUCUCAAGAGUUUCAGAGGAUGGUCCUGCAGCUAAAGCAGGAGUCAAAGUGGGAGACAAACUACUGGAGGUGAACGCUGUAGACCUUCACGAGGCUGAGCAUCACACUGCCGUGGAAGCGCUCCGCAGCUCUGGUACGGCCGUCUCCAUGACGGUGUUGCGCGAGCGCAUGGUGGAGCCGGAGAACGCCAUCACCACCACACCGCUGAGGCCGGAAGAUGACUACUUCCCACGGGAGAGACGCAGCAGCGGGCUAGCCUUCAAUGUGGAGGAUGGUCACAAGAGUGGGCCUCUACAGCGGCUUUCCACCUGUCUUAUUCGAAAUGACAAAGGGCUGGGAUUCAGCAUCGCUGGGGGCAAGGGCUCCACUCCCUACCGCACAGGGGACACAGGAAUUUACAUCUCUCGCAUUGCAGAGGGGGGAGCAGCCCACAGGGACAGCACGCUACGCGUUGGUGACAGGGUCAUCUCUAUCAAUGGUGUAGACAUGACAGAGGCCAGACAUGACCAGGCAGUAGCGCUCCUUACUGGCACCUCACCCACUAUCGCCCUCCUGGUGGAGCGAGACCCCAACGCACCACGUUCGCCGGGUCUGUCCCGGCAGCGAGCCCACUCUCCUCCGCCCCCAGAACCCUCGGACUCUCCGGACCAGGAAGAAGAGGGCCUUACCGGAAACCAACUAGGCCAGGUGGAUGAGUAUCCCAUCGAGGAAGUGACUUUGGUCAAGUCGGGCGGUCCUCUCGGCCUGAGCAUCGUGGGAGGCAGUGACCACGCGAGCCACCCUUUUGGCAUCAACGAACCUGGAGUGUUCAUCUCAAAGGUGAUUCCUCACGGCCUGGCGUGUCAGAGUGGGUUGCGUGUGGGCGACAGGAUACUAGAGGUGAACGCUAUCGACCUGCGUCACGCCACGCACCAAGAGGCUGUGCGUGCGCUGCUGGCCAACAAGCAGGAGAUCCAAAUGCUGGUACGCAGGGACCCUUCGCCGCCUGGCAUGCAGGAAGUUGUAAUCCAUAAGCAGCCUGGGGAGAAGCUUGGCAUCAGUAUACGCGGUGGAGCCAAAGGUCACGCCGGAAACCCUUUUGACCCAACAGAUGAGGGCAUCUUCAUAUCUAAGGUGAGCUCAAGUGGCGCUGCUGCACGAGACGGCCGAUUACAAGUGGGCAUGCGCAUCCUGGAGGUGAACAACCAUAGCCUGCUGGGCAUGACGCACACAGAGGCUGUGCGGGUACUCCGAGCCAUUGGCGACUCCUUGGUGAUGCUGGUGUGUGACGGCUUCGACCCGCGCAACGUGACUAUUGUUGAACCAUCUCCUGGCAUCAUCGCAAACCCUUUUGCAACAGGCAUCGUCCGUAAGAACAGUAUGGAGAGUAUCUCUUCUAUAGACCGAGACCUGAGCCCAGAGGAGAUGGACAUCAUACAAAAGGAGUCUGAGAUGGUGCGAGAGACUUCACAGUGGGAGAAAGAAGAGAUGGAGAAAGUGGAGCGUAUGCGUUUGGAGCGAGAGGAGGCAACUCGCCUACUUGAAGAGGAGACUGAGAACAUUGGCACUGGACCUUUAAAGCUGGACUAUAAAACCCUGGCAGCACUACCCACAACCAGCUUGCAGAGGAUCAAUAGGUUCUCUUCCUCUGUAAGUCUGACCACCCCCAUGGAGGCCACCCUGCAGGCCCAGUACGGAGCCCCGUUAGAGGGCCUGGGUUUCGGCUUAAGCCACCCCUCGAACCACCACAUGGAUCUGGUGUCCUCUUCCCCCAGUCCGAUCAUAGAACACGGAUCCCAGUUCUCUCCCAAUGGACUCUCCAACACGGACAGUGUCAGUUCAGUCACUUUGUCAGUAUUAUCCGAGGAAGAGGAAUGCCUGGUGGAUUCUCAGUCCAUCUGCUUCAAGGAAAACCCUUUUUUGGUGGCAAACCGCAAAGGCAAGGGCCUACCGCCUGGCGAGCGGAUCCUAUCGGGUCCGCCAGUGGGCUACGGGAAGCAGGGCCAGCUGCAGCCUUGGUUGUUCAGCAAGACACCUUCUUCUGAGUACACCAGGACAGACAGUCCAGUCAGAGAUGCAUCUUACUCUCCCACCAUCCAACCGGCAAGCAUUCAUUUCACUUCCACCCCCAACAGCAAGGACCACCUUCCAUCAUCUACACGGCCGGGUGCCAUCCUGCCGGUUGGGCGCGUGCGGCCAAGCGCCUCGCUGGCCACUCCGGACGGCAACAAUCCCAGCCCCUUCCAGCAUGGCCCUUCCCCCUUCAACUCCCAGACCUCUCCUCGGGCCCCUUCCCCCACCUCGCCCGACGAGUUUCCCAUGAAUGCCAAGCAGGCGUACAAGGCGUUUGCCGCCGUGCCUCGCUCGCUGGCAGUGCUGGAGCCGCCGCAGGACCUAUAUGCUGUAAGGAACAAUUUCCAUCCAAAGCAACCUUCUCCGGAGCCUGAAUUGAACAAUGAAGUGUUCGACAACUGCAUUUACGGUCAAGAGGGAGCCAAUAAUUGUGGGACCAGCCAGAUCGGCGCCCGGUCCUCCCUCUCCCCUGACCGUUUGGAGUACAUGAGCCUGGCAGCUGUGCCUCGCCAUUCCAGGCCGUCCCUGGACAUGCAGAGUCCGUCGCCCAGUGGCAAGGACAGCCCAGAGCAGCGCUCCUUCAGGGACAGACAGAAAUACUUUGAGAUCGACGUGAAGCAGCAGACACCUGACAAGCCCAAACCUCGUGUCUCGCUCGUUGGGGAGGAUGACCUGAAGAAAAUGAGAGAGGAGGAAGAGCGUAAGUUUGAGCAGCGUGCGCGGGAGUACCUACUGGACGAAGAAGACGAGGAUGAGGACGAGGACCUGUCCAAGCAUGUGGCGCAGAUGAAGGUCACAGGCAAGGUGUUGCUGGAUGGAGUGGAGUACAACGUGGAGCCGGUGUCCACGCCAUCGCACUUGUGCUCUACGCCUCCCAGCUACUGUGGAAGUUCAGGGCCCUCGUCAGUAGAUGGUAGAGGAGACACCCCGAGGAAUUCACUGGAGGACAGCUUCAGACUGGAACAGCGACCCAACUCCAUGGCUGGGCUGCACCCAGUCUAUGGCAGCGAGUCUGCAGCUCCCAUCCGCACCGCCAAAGCGGAGCGCAGACACCAAGAAAGACUCCGCAUGCAGAGUCCGGAACUGGCCACAGCCCUAGAAAAGGACCUCUCCCCGGCCGAGAAGCGAGCCCUGGAGGCGGAGAAGAGAGCCAUGUGGAGAGCAGCACGGAUGAAAUCGCUGGAGCAGGAUGCGCUCAAAGCCCAGAUGGUCAUCGCCAAAUCUCGGGACGGGAAGAAACGCGGAACGCUGGACCAACUGACGGAGUCGCCCUCACCGGCGCCCACACCCUCUCCCACCCCAAUUGACGAGCUGAGUCCUCGAGGACUAACUUCUCCGGGCAGACUGUCCCUGUCGUCAAAGACGUUUGACUACCGACAGUUUGCCGCCAUUCCUUCUUCCAAACCAGUAUACGACAUCCAGUCUCCUGACGCGUUGGACGACCUGCAGUUCAUUGAUGACGCCUCCCAGCAUCCAGUCUCUGCUGCCGGUCUGGAGGCCGAGGUCUCCACCCCCUUGCCCGCCACCUCGGCCCUGGAGGAGAUGGCCCUCUACAGCAACAAGCGCAAACUGCGACAAGGGCGCCGCAGUCUGGAGACGGCCGUGCCCACGUAACACCACUCAGACACACACUCAUGCACACAUCCAGCGAGGAAGGGCGGGGGUGUGCAGCAUCAGUAUAUACACUACACUCUUUCACAGCCACCCUCGCAUCCCGCGUGCCAGCCUUGCCUUCAGUCGCCGUGGAGACAAGACCACAUCCCUUUUGCUUUGUUGCCUGUUAGAGACUGAUGAUUUUUUUAGCUUUUUAUUUUUUUAAAUCUCCCCGAAAAAUGGAGAAGAAAAAGAAGAAGAAGAAAUGGGUGGUAGUUGUAACUAACUAAUGUGUGAAAUGCUAUUUUUCCGUGACUAAAUUGUAAAAGGUGUUUUUUGGGAGUGUAAAUAAUAGUAAGAUGACAUCCUGCUACCUUCACACUCGCACUGUGGAGAGCUUUAAAAAAUCAUAUCAUCAUAGCACUGCCAUACAUCUUUUAGAGUAAUUUAUUAUUUUUAAUCCAAUGUAUUUUACUGUUGAGCACAAAGAGAAGAGUGUAACAUUCCCCUCUAAUAAUAUCAUAUCAAUAUCAUUUUUACAAGAAUGGUACUUACCCCUCAGCCCCCACUGGCUUCCUAUUUUCAAUCAAUGUGGUUAAUGAAGUGAGACGUGAAGGUAGCGGAUGCUUUAUUUUUCUGUCUAUGGGCUAAUUUAAUAAUCUGACAACACUGAGAAAUCAUUUCUUAUGGUGUGAAUAGUGUACAAAUAAUGAGAGAAAAGAAAAUGUUUUGUGGUAAAACUGAGCCAAUGUUGACCAAGCAAGUGUUUGGACUGCUGAUGCAUCGACCUGGGCAUGUUUCUUUCAAUGGCUCACUUAAUAAUAAUAAUACUAAAAACAUAUCUGACAUCCUUGCAUAGCCACAACAUAAAUGCUGUUCUAAUUUUAGCUGUGCAAGUCGCUCACAGACUGAAUCUAGCUACUAGUUGUUGUUGUUGUUUUUUUUUUU